AUGGCAGCCACAUCAAGCCUUCCUCCUAUUCGAGCAUGUUUGUUCGACAUGGACGGUCUGCUCCUUAACACCGAGGACUUGUAUACUCUCUGUACCAACAAAAUCUUGAGCCAGUAUGGACGAGAACCACUCCCAUGGUACAUCAAGGCCAAGAUGAUGGGGCGCCCCGGACCGGCCGCGUCAGCUAUUUUCCAUGAUUGGGCUCAACUGCCCAUCUCUGCUGAGGAAUUUGGUUCGCAGCUCUCUGAGCUCCACAAUCAAUACUUUCCGCUUGCCGAGCCUCUUCCCGGAGUCGUCAACCUGCUGUCCAAUCUGGGACGAACACAGUUGUGGAAGAAGCCCAUCAAUGGAGAAAAAGGAGAAGGAGAAGGAGAAGGAGCUCCAUCACAAGACGACACCAAGAAGGGUCCCUCCUCGCAUCGUGUGCAUGUUGCGCUAGCGACGAGUAGUACCACCUCCAACUUUGAGUUGAAGACGAGGAACUUGCAAGCGAUGUUUUCUGUCUUUGCACCCUAUCGGAGGGUGCUUGGCGAUGACGAGCGGGUGGCUUCAGGCAGAGGCAAACCCUUUCCAGACAUCUACCUCUUGGCACUGCGUCUAAUCAAUGGCGGCCUUUCAAAGGGAGAACGCCCCAUCAACCCCAUUGAAUGCCUCGUGUUCGAGGAUAGCAUCCCCGGGGUCGAGGCUGCGCGACGAGCCGGGAUGAGGGUGGUAUGGUGCCCUCAUCCCGAGCUUAAGGCAGCCUUCGAGGGAGCCGAGGGAGAGAUCCUGGCGGGCAGGAUGGGUGAGGCGGGCUGUGAGGAAGCCGGCCCGACUGGUAACUAUGGUGAUGGGAUGGCGGAAUAUCUGCCUAGCCUGGAGGAGUUUGAUUAUCAUAGAUACGGCAUCACUUUACCUGCAUGA
Molecule: messenger RNA, 903 nt
Organism: Clonostachys solani
Lineage: Eukaryota; Fungi; Ascomycota; Sordariomycetes; Hypocreales; Bionectriaceae
Source: the annotation of a GenBank genome assembly